GUCAUAGUCAGUUUAUAAGCAACUGAUGAUUAAGUUACAUGUCACCAUGAAUUUGCUGCGUAAAAUGUUGAAUGCAAAGUGUGUUGUUUUAAUGGCAUUUGUAAUUUGCGUCGUGGCAACUGUAGCUGAUGCGGUAUUUGGAAAAGGGAAAAAACCAUCCAGUAGUGAUCCGGAUAUAAUUUGGGGUGUAUUCAAUGCAACGGACAUCAAUGGUAACGAUAUUGUUCAGUAUACAAUUCGAAAUAUACCAAAAAAAAAAUUUGACCAAGCAUUGGACAUAAUGAUAAACUAUUACUUGACCGACGAACCAAUAUCGGUGGCAAUGGGUAUAAUCAAUGACAAAAAUGUUGUAAAGUCAUAUCGGAAGCAAUGGCUAAAAAUACUAAAAAAUGGAUUGUCAGUGGCCUGUUUCAAAAGUGGAACCGAUGAGAUCGUUGGAGUACAAUUGUUACAAAUAGAGUCGAAAAACUCAGGAUAUUACGGUUUUGAUCUAUUUGAAAAAUAUAAUGUUACCAAAUUUUUGAUCGACGAUGGUAUGGCCGUUGUAUCAGCAUAUCGUGGCCGUAAAAUCGGAAAACAAUUACUAUUAGCAAGAGAACCAAUUUGUGCGGCUCAUAAUUUAAGGGUGACGUCAGCUAUUUUUACAUCCACGUAUUCACUUGCAAUAGCCAUUGAUCUUGGAUAUGAACUUAACAAACAAAUCGGAUAUGAAGACGUAAAGCUCUACCGAAAAUCAUAUUUGCCAUAUAUCGAUGGUGUGACCAUGGUUCUGAUGUCAAAGCAAUAUUGAGGCACAGUCGCUACAUAAUUUCAUCUGAUAAAAAGAAAAUGCGCACAAAAAAUGUUUAAACCAAAUUAAACAAUAAACAAUUUUUAUCAGAAAAAA
Messenger RNA from Contarinia nasturtii (swede midge), 886 nucleotides. RefSeq lists its product as uncharacterized. The record is from RefSeq and is a predicted model, not a curated record. Lineage: Eukaryota; Metazoa; Arthropoda; Insecta; Diptera; Cecidomyiidae. The coding region runs from base 26 to 790 and encodes 254 amino acids. The transcript has 4 exons. Gene Ontology annotation, molecular function: N-acetyltransferase activity.